GCAGAAGAAACCGGUAAUUCAACGGUCGUCUGCCGCGCCAGUAUGAAGUGGCCUGAUCAAAAGAGGGCAGCAGCGCUGGUUCUGGUGCUGGCGCUGCUGGCGCAGCAGACUCUGCAGGAGGCGCUGUGGCCGUUCACGCGCACCUCGAGACCGCGCCAGAAGUUGCCAAGCCGCCCUCAGCGACGCCCUCAGGGAGCUUAUGGAGCGCCUCCGAAGCCUUCAUAUGGAGCACCGCCUAAAGCUCCGAAACCAUCUUAUGGAGCACCACCAAAGCCUUCAUAUGGAGCACCACCUAAAGCUCCAAAACCAUCUUAUGGAGCACCACCUAAGCCUUCGUACGGAGCACCGCCUAAAGCUCCGAAACCAUCCUAUGGAGCGCCUCCAAAGCCUUCAUAUGGAGCGCCACCGGCUACUCCAAAACCAUCUUAUGGAGCGCCUCCAAAGCCUUCGUAUGGAGCACCGCCUAAAGCUCCGAGCCCGUCUUAUGGAUCGCCUCCUGCUGCUCCAAGCCCGUCUUAUGGGUCACCUCCUGCUGCUCCAAGCCCGUCUUAUGGGUCGCCUCCUGCUGCUCCAAGCCCGUCUUAUGGGUCACCUCCUGCUGCUCCAAGUCCAUCUUAUGGGUCACCGCCUGUUGCUCCAAGCCCGUCUUAUGUGUCACCUCCUGCUGCUCCAAGCCCGUCUUAUGGGUCACCGCCUACUGCUCCAAGUCCAUCUUAUGGGUCACCGCCUGCUGCUCCCAGCCCGUCUUAUGGGUCGCCUCCUGUUGCUCCAAGCCCGUCUUAUGGAUCACCUCCUGCUGCUCCAAGUCCGUCUUAUGGGUCACCGCCUUCUUCUCCAAGUCCGUCUUAUGGGUCACCUCCUGCUGCUCCAAGUCCGUCUUAUGGGUCGCCUCCUGCUACUCCAAGCCCGUCUUAUGAGUCACCUCCUGCUGCUCCAAGUCCAUCUUAUGGAUCACCUCCCGCUGCUACAAGUUCAUAUUAUGGAUCGCCUCCUGCUGCUCCAAGCCCAUCUUACGGUACACCUUCCAAUCCUGCUCCCAGUCUUACAUUAACUUACGACUCUCCGUCUGCUCCUAGUCCCAGCCCAUCAUACAGUGCUCCAUCUGCUCCAGGCCAGGACUAUGGGCCGCCCAAAGACAACUCCAUCACCAACUCGGGAUCUCCAUACAAUCCAGGCAGCAGUGAGAAAAGUAGUAAUACUAAAGCAGGAGGAGGUUUUUCGUUUUCAUCCUUCGAUCAACCGUCUUUUCCGGAUUUUAACUCGAUUUUUGAAGAUUUUUCUUCAACGGGAUUUCAAUCUUACGAAAACGACCAGACCUCUCGACCUGCUCCUGCAUCUUCAGGCUCGUAUCAAACACCCUCUCGACCAGCUCCCGCUCCUUCAGGGUCGUAUCAAGCACCAUCUGGAACAGCCCCCGCUCCUUCAGGGUCGUAUCAAGCACCCUUUCGACCAGCCCCCGCUCCUUCGGGGUCGUAUCAAGCACCCUCUCGACCAGCCCCCGCUCCUCCAGGGUCGUAUCAAGCACCCUCUCGACCAGCCCCCGCUCCUUCAGGGUCGUAUCAAGCACCAUCUGGAACAGCCCCCGCUCCUUCAGGGUCGUAUCAAGCACCCUCUCGACCAGCCCCCGCUCCUUCAGGGUCGUAUCAAGCGCCCUCUGGACCAGCCCCCGGCCCUUCAGGAUCAUACCAAACACCUGCUCGACCUGCCCCUGCUCCAUCAGGGUUGUACCAAUCCCCUUCCAAGCCAUCAUCAUCUCCAUCUGCAUCGUACCAAGCUCCUACUCGACCUUCAAAACCAUCAGGUUCUUAUGGUGCUCCACCGCAAUCCGCAACCGCGCCCUCUGAAUCUUAUAAAAAUUCAAUAGGACCUGCCUCUACUCCUUCUGGUUCAUAUGGAAUACCCUCAAAUCCAGGAGGACCUACAUCUUCUCCAUCAGGAUCAUAUGGAGCACCACCGGCCUCGCCCAAUUCAGCAGGAUCGUAUGGAGACUCUUCUGCAAGCCUACAAACAAACCCUUUCGACGAUACGUUUAGCGAAAUAUUCAACUCUCCACACAGUGAUGUUAGUAGUUUAUUCUCUGGCCAGGCUAGUAACUCGUACAAACCACCUAUUGGUGACCCUCUGCCUCUUGACGAUGGAUAUUCAUUCCCGUCCUCCAACUCGAUCGGCCAGUCGAGCUCCUAUAGUUCCAAGCGUUCCACCGGUAACUCAAUUGAUGACCUGUAUAAGUUUCCGCCGUUCUCGGCAGCACGCUCGAAAAUAAGCGACCAAAUUGACGCUUUUACUUCAAGUGAGAAGAACGAUGGACGCAUCAUUGCUACUGAGUUUGAUGAGCUCUUCGACUGGGACUGGAAGAGCGAAUAAAAGUCAUUACUUCCUCCACCUGUUUAAUUUUUUUACUCGCGACGGGAUCAACUUUAUUUUUGUUACGAUUUUGUCAUACCCAUCUUCCUACAUACUUUGUUAUGACGUGUAAAUAAAUUGAUUAACUUGAAA
This is a messenger RNA of Hyalella azteca, 2496 nucleotides long. RefSeq names its product basic proline-rich protein-like. The transcript is spliced from 2 exons. The record is from RefSeq and is a predicted model, not a curated record. Lineage: Eukaryota; Metazoa; Arthropoda; Malacostraca; Amphipoda; Hyalellidae. Bases 43 to 2364 code for a protein of 773 amino acids.